This is a messenger RNA of Panicum hallii, 1432 nucleotides long. RefSeq names its product pseudouridine-5'-phosphate glycosidase. The record is from RefSeq and is a predicted model, not a curated record. The transcript has 13 exons. Bases 92 to 1111 code for a protein of 339 amino acids. NCBI's taxonomy places the organism in Eukaryota, Viridiplantae, Streptophyta, Magnoliopsida, Poales, Poaceae. Gene Ontology annotation, molecular function: pseudouridylate synthase activity.
UCGAGGCCUGCACGCAGUAGCCCAACCAAGACGGACGGCUGGCGCGGCGGACCACCCUCCUGUUCCUCCCUCCUCCCGUCCCCGUCCCAGCAUGUCGAUCGCGGUGGCGCCGGAGGUCGCGGCCGCCCUCGCGCGCGGCGGCGCGGUCGUCGCCCUCGAGUCCACCAUCAUCUGCCACGGCAUGCCGUACCCCAAGAAUCUCCAGACCGCCGUGGAGGUGGAGGCCGUCGUCAGGGACGGUGGUGCUAUCCCUGCCACCAUAGCCAUCCUGGAUGGAGUCCCACAUGUUGGCCUCAGCAGUGAACAGUUAAAGAGAAUGGCUAUUAGUGGAAGACAAUUUCAGAAGACUGCUAGAAGGGAUAUUGCGCACGUCGUUGCAUCUGGUGGCAACGGUGCAACAACAGUUUCUGCCACUAUGUUCUUUGCUCACAAGGUUGGCAUACCAAUUUUUGUAACUGGGGGAAUAGGAGGCGUGCAUAGACAUGGCGAACAAACUAUGGACAUCUCCUCAGACUUAACUGAACUUGGAAAGACUCCUGUGGCUGUUAUAUCAGCGGGCGUGAAGUCCAUUUUGGACAUACCAAGGACACUUGAAUACCUGGAAACUCAAGGGGUCACUGUUGCUGCUUACAGAACCAAUGAAUUUCCUUCUUUCUUCACAGAGAUUAGUGGAUGUCAGAAUGCCUACAUACGCACUUGGGCUCUAUUUGGAACAUGGGGUACUUUUCCAGUGGAGUUGAAAUCGUUCCUUGUACCAUGUCGUGUUGAUUCUCCAGAAGAAUGCGCCAAAAUAAUACAUGCGAACAAGAACCUGGAUCUAGGUUCUGGGAUCCUUAUCGCAGUGCCGAUUCCCACGCAGGAUGCGGCUUCAGGGAACCUUAUAGAGUCUGCAAUACAGAAAGCUCUAAAGGAGGCAGAGGAAAAAAGGAUAAUAGGAAAUGCGAUCACUCCUUUCAUGCUUGAAAGAGUAAAAGAACUAACUGGAGGAUCUUCCUUGGAAGCCAAUAUUGCACUUGUUAAGAACAAUGCCCGUCUUGGUGCAGAAAUUGCUGUUGCCCUUUCUAAUCUUCAGAAGAAAGGAAAAAACAGAAUGGGGAGAUCGGCAUUGUAGAGCCAUGCUUGCGGGCCCUGGCGAAAGACUUUGUACGCCACUCGGAUGUCUACCCGUUGGUUCAAAAGUGGAUGAUCCUGUUCAGCAGGCACACAUGAUGUUUUUGAUAGCAGGCUUAGCUGCUGCUUCCUGCAGUGUACUGGACAGCACAGGAGGAUAAAUUUUAUACCAGUCUUUAUUGUGUUAUAGUGGCAAGAAUGCCAACGUAGUAAGGUGUGGAGUCGGGACAAUCCAUGUACAAUGCUAGAAUGCUACUCCCCUUUGUGGUUUUCUCUUCUCUGGAUUCUACUCUGAAUUUGGUGGUCCGAUGACCGGAGGAGA